CAGGCCGUCCCCCCCAGUAUAUCAAUGGCCACCGCUCUCUGUCGAUCGUCAGUCUGUCUGUGAACGCCAUCAUGCAAUCACUCCUGGUCAGCUCCCUCUUCGUGCUCCUGGUCAGCUUCCACCUCGUGGUUGGUCUGGAAAGGGAAGCAAAGAGAGUUACGGCUGUCCUGUAUUCGGAACUUGAUGGGAAAGGAUCCUCGCUAUGCACGCACAGAACUAUCCCUUAUCUGCGUUCAUUCACCUUCGACAACAAGAUACAAAGUGUCUAUCAAACUGGCAUGUGGAUUUACUAUGAGCAUGAAAGGUUCAACGCGUUUGGCCAUGGUUUCGUUUUACUCAAAUAUGGUAAUAAAUUGCUUGAAAAUUUCGAAAGGAGAUAUAGAAAUAAAGUGUCUUCCGUACGCCUGGUAAACAGCUAUAAAGAUAAGAGUCAUGACGUCAUCACGUUCUACAAAGGCAUCCAGUUUACAGACAGGGAUUUAGCCACGGGGGUCGACAUGCCUUACCUUGGAUACUCGAUGGAUGUCUCCUCUCUGAUUGUCAUUGGAAACAGUCCAUGGACAAUAUACAGUAAAUAUCACUACGGAGGACACAAGGAGUGUGUGUAUCCUGAAACCGACCAUUAUAUAAAUGGGAAAGACGAACGCAUCCAAUUCGGCCUCUAUCCUAACAUAACAAAUGUGCCCUUUUUCGAGAAAGGCGUCCAGUCAGCGAGGAAGGGAUGCUGGUAGUCGCAUUGUGAAGAUGGACGAGAACAUGAAGUCUAACAAAUCAUCGUGUCGCCACCCGCUGAGGACUUCAGAGUGAAUGUUUCCAUGGCGCUCAUUGGCUUGUGUUGAAAAAUGGAACCAACUAAUCCACAUAUUGCACAUCACUUUGUUAGCAAAAAAAAAAAAAAAAAAAAAAGAAAAGACAAGAAAAAAAAUUCUCAAAGAUGACAGGUCUGCUCAUUUGUGAUGGUUAGCCAUUCGAUAAUAAAAACAUAUAUACAAAUA
This is a messenger RNA of Portunus trituberculatus (swimming crab), 995 nucleotides long. RefSeq lists its product as uncharacterized. The record is from RefSeq and is a predicted model, not a curated record. NCBI's taxonomy places the organism in Eukaryota, Metazoa, Arthropoda, Malacostraca, Decapoda, Portunidae. The transcript is spliced from 6 exons. The coding region runs from base 72 to 731 and encodes 219 amino acids.